This is a messenger RNA of Rhizophagus irregularis DAOM 181602=DAOM 197198, 1605 nucleotides long. RefSeq lists its product as uncharacterized. Lineage: Eukaryota; Fungi; Glomeromycota; Glomeromycetes; Glomerales; Glomeraceae. The record is from RefSeq and is a predicted model, not a curated record.
AUGGAUACUACACCAAUUAGGUUUCCCUCCACAAGUAGACUCCCUAAUCACAAAUACCAAAUUAGUAAAAUGCUCACACACUUUUUUUCUUUACAAGAAGUUCUGCCUCGUAGAAUACAAACAAAAUUUUUUGAUUUUAUUCGUUCAAAAUUAUUGGAUAGAAUUAAUAUAAUACGAUCACGUGGUUCUAGUAAUAGCAAUCGUAAUAGAUCUACAAAAACUUUUUUUAAUUUUUCUUACAAAAAAUAUCGCUUUCAUUUCGGUAUUUAUAUUCCUUGUUUACCUGAUUGUACAUCUGACUCUUUAUCAGACAAACCUACUUUCCUUACACAAACUCCAAAAACUCUUUGUUUUUGUCAAAUUCCAUCCCCUUUCAUUAUGUCGCAUCAUCGACGUGCUUGCGUGAUGCAUCAGAAGAAAUUCUUUUGUAUGGAAGUGAAUCAUUUCCUGCGUCCUACUCAGAAUCUAAGGAAUGAAAUUAACAACAACAAGAGCACACAUGCAUCAAAUGUGUUUAACAAAUGGUUUUCGCACACAAAAAAAGAAGUCUAUUCAAAUCGAUUAGGAAUUAAAUACACCGUCAGUUAUUACGCUAACGGUCAUCAACAUAUUUUUAAGAAACACAACAAAUAUCGCUAUAUGUAUAAAAAGCGUUACAAUAAUUUCAGUCACAAUUAUAGUACCAAUAAUUCGACGAAAAAGAAACAAGAGGCUCGCUUUAAGCGGAAGUGUACUCGCGUUUAUAAUAAGAACAACAAAUUACGGAAGUUAAAUGAUCUACAAAAACUUAGGUUGGCUUUUCGCCGCAGAUUUCUUACCUCACCAUCACAAUAUAUAGAUAAACCGGUCACACAUCUAAGAUAUUCAAACAAGAGAAGAAGUAUUAAAAAAUCUGAUUAUAAUUUUAAUGUGCCUUUUUUUUCUUUUAAAAAGAAAGUACCCCCUAUUUGGAGAACAAAUCAUAUCACCUAUAAUUUUAGUUCUAGUUAUAAUCAUGUACCUCGAUCUCAAAAAUCUACUAGCUUCUUUAUUGAAGCUGUUACUCCUUCUACUACUUUCUGUAAAGAUAUCGUUUAUCCUCUUCCGCCGGAUAUGGACCCUGUUCCUGAUAACAUUGUUGUUCUGAACGAACUUCGCCCAUAUAUACCUGAUGGACCAAUAUAUAUGAUGGACCCAUUACCAUAUAAAAAGAGCAAAAAAGUUAGACCCCCUACAUAUACUUAUUGUAUCCCUGGAUCACGUUUGUGGUUUGAUUAUUUACGAAAGAAUAUUAAAAACGGUACUUUACCCUUUCGAGACUUUAGGGUUACCACCUCUAGUCCUAUUUCUACCCACUUUACUUUAGAUAAUACAUCAGUUAGUGACAUUACUUCACAUAAUGACAAUAAUAUACAACAAUAUAAUGACUUUUCAAAUUUACAACAAAACAUUAUGGAGAAUAAUAAACGUCAAUGGGACAUCAUCAACGUGCAACUCGAUAAUAUUAUUAUUAAAGAUUCCAAAGACACUUCUAAUCAACAAUCACUUUACAAGAAACAUAAAGGAACUUCUACCAGUUACCCUGAUGACUCCCUGGAAGAAGGUUCUACCUCUGCUCAAUAUUAA